Rubroshorea leprosula is the source of this 1987-nucleotide messenger RNA. The record is from the annotation of a GenBank genome assembly. Lineage: Eukaryota; Viridiplantae; Streptophyta; Magnoliopsida; Malvales; Dipterocarpaceae.
AAGCGGACAGAAGAAGAAUGGUUAACUGAAAAACAAAAGAAAAAAAGCUUGACACCUUCAAAACCAACCAAUCUUCACCACUGUCCUUCUCUAAAAAUUCAUCCGUUUUUCUGAAGAAAACCGUUUGUUUUACCCCGGUUCUUUUCUGGGUUCUGUUUAGAUCUAUUUAUGCCGUAUCCGUUUUCCCUUCGCCAUUUAGUCCUUUGCCUUCUUGGCUAAAUGCAUCAAAGAAGGGUAUUGUGAUGGCAGCAGCUGAAGCUAGAGCUGUGUGGCAGAGAACAGCUAACCGUUGUUUUGUCCAGGAAGAUGCCAAAAGAGCUCCCAAGUUAGCUUGCUGCCAGUCAUCAACUACAUCAUCCAAACAGUCUGAUUCUAGCGCCACAGGUGCAGCAGACACUCCAGAUCAUACUGGGCUAGGUUUUAUGCCUCUCAAUUGGAACCCUUCAUAUGCCAAUCUUCCACCUGACACAAGGUGGUGGCUUCAACUGCAACCUUGCUAUGGACACCACAAGGGCUUAACACAUGAUCAGUUAAUUGCCUUGGAGAGUGAAAUAGAAAGCUUGAAAGCCAAUAUUGAAGACUCACUCUCUAUAGAAAGUGGAGACAACCCAUCAGAUAAGAAAGAUGCUACUGGUGUUGACAAAAGAAAGUGCACUGAAUACAGAGCCUCUUCCAUUGAAACGGAUUGGGAUGCUACAGUUAGAAAGCAAGAGUUAAAGGCUUUCCCUAGUAAGACCACCAAAGAAUUUCUUGAAUUAACAGACACAGGAAAGAAAUACAAAUUGGAGAUGGAACCAGUGGAGUUCCCAGUGUCCAAAAAAUCCCGUCAUUCCUCUUUUGAUCCAGUAUCUCCCUGGGUUGGUGGUGACAAGACAGAACCAUGGUGGCGCACAACAGAUAAAGAUGAACUUGCCUCCUUGGUUGCACAAAAGUCCCUAGACUACAUUGAGAAUUGUGACCUUCCCCCACUUCAGAAGAUGCAAGCUCAGAGAUACCCACAUGAUGAAGCUUCAUCGUUGGAUUGGAAGGCCCAAACUGGCUGUAUCACUAGCCCAAUGGUUAAUGCACCCGUCUCUCCUGAUUCUGAAGGUUCAGAAACAAGACACAGGGCUUCAGUUGAAGAAGGAAACAGACAAGGUUCUGACAAGCUCUCAAGCACAACCCAUAAGGAUAUUAUGGAAACACACGUGACUGGGACUGAUCCUGCCAAGGCUCAGCUAUUAGAAGCUCUCUGCCACUCACAAACACGUGCAAGGGAAGCUGAAAAUGCAGCAAAGCAAGCAUAUGCCGAGAAAGAGCAUGUCAUCCAGCUCUUCUUUAGACAGGCCUCACAACUCUUUGCCUAUAAGCAAUGGCUCCAAAUGCUGCAGCUAGAAGCCUUUUACUUCCAUGUCAAGCAAAACGGGCAGCCAAUCUCAACUUUCUUCCCCGCCGUUCUUCCAUGGAAGCCUUACAAAGGUAGGGUAUUGUGGAAGAACUGUCAAAAGGGUAAACGAAGGAAGCAAGUACGACCUAGACCCAACGUAACCAAGUAUACUUUGGCUUUUGCAUUGGGGUUGAGUCUUGUUGGUGCUGGAUUGCUGUUGGGUUGGACUAUUGGGUGGAUGUUGCCUUUCUAGACAAUAUAAGGGUUUCGAUGAAAGACUACACUCCAUUGUGAAGAUUGAUUUGUGUUGAGAAAUGGUUGAAUUUGUAUUCAUUCUCUUCAUGAAUGUAAAGAUUUUUAUCCCCGUACAUUGUUGAGACCCUAUAUCAAACGUAGCCAUCGUCCUUUCCAGAAGAAGUGUCCUUAGUGUACAAAUGGUAUGAUGAGAUGUUUUGUGUGUAUAUUUGGCUGACCAAUCGAGCAAUGUCUCAUUGAAUUCCUAUUUGAAGGAGUUAUAUAUUUGGUUACCUUCAUCUAUUCUGCUCUUUCAGUUGGUAACUCAAUUGUUACUUUUUAAACGUUUGUUACUGAAAUGUUACAAAAUAAAAAGGUCAGUGACUG